Austrofundulus limnaeus is the source of this 1724-nucleotide messenger RNA. RefSeq names its product methylcrotonyl-CoA carboxylase subunit (gene mccc1). NCBI's taxonomy places the organism in Eukaryota, Metazoa, Chordata, Actinopteri, Cyprinodontiformes, Rivulidae. Gene Ontology annotation, molecular function: methylcrotonoyl-CoA carboxylase activity; metal ion binding; ATP binding. The record is from RefSeq and is a predicted model, not a curated record. Gene Ontology annotation, cellular component: mitochondrion.
AUGGCUGCAGUUAUUCUGAGUUUUCCAACACUGCACGGGCUGAGGAUAUUCACACAAAAACUGUCAUGGACCAGAAGAGUGAGGCAUGUGUCAGGUGGGGUGGCAAGGAUCGAAAAAGUCCUGAUCGCCAACCGUGGGGAGAUUGCGUGUCGUGUGAUGCGCACGGCGAGGAAGAUGGGCGUGCGUUCUGUGGCGGUGUACAGCGACGCAGACAGACACUCCAUGCAUGUGGCCAUGGCAGAUGAGGCCUUCCACAUCGGGCCGCCUCCUUCCCAGCAGAGUUACCUCUCAAUGGAGAAGGUUUUAGAAGUGGCCAAGAGGUCAGGAUCACAUGCGGUCCAUCCUGGUUAUGGGUUUCUGUCAGAAAACACGGAGUUYGCAGAAGCUUGUAAACAUGAAGGGAUCAUCUUCGUCGGGCCUCCUUCCUCGGCCAUCCGAGACAUGGGCAUCAAGAGCACAUCCAAACACAUCAUGUCAGCCGCUGGGGUGCCGAUCAUAGGCGGUUACCAYGGCGAGGACCAAUCAAACGAGAGGCUAAAGGCAGAGGCUGCAAAGAUCGGUUAUCCUGUGAUGAUCAAGGCGGUCCGUGGAGGAGGAGGAAAGGGAAUGCGUAUCGCCCGGUCAGACUCGGACUUCGCAGAGCAGCUGGAGUCGGCGAGACGCGAAGCCAGGAAGUCCUUCAACGAUGACGUCAUGCUGAUUGAGAAGUUUGUAGAAGAUCCCAGACACGUGGAGGUUCAGGUGUUUGGGGACACGCAUGGUAACGCUGUCUACCUGUUUGAGAGGGAUUGCAGCGUCCAGCGGAGACAUCAGAAGAUCAUAGAGGAGGCUCCAGGGCAGGCGAGCCUCUGCCCCUCCUCCAGGAUGCCAUAACCCUGAAGGGCCACUCUUUUGAGGCUCGUAUCUACGCUGAGGACCCAAACAAUGACUUCCUUCCAGAGGCGGGGCCUCUGCUGCACCUGUCCACGCCUGCAGCUGACCAGCACACACGCAUAGAGACUGGAGUCAGAGAGGSGGAUGAGGUUUCAGCCCACUACGAUCCAAUGAUCGCUAAGCUGGUGGUGUGGGGGGAGGACCGAUCUGCUGCCUUAAAGAAACUGCGCUAUUGUUUACGGCAGUAUAACAUCGUGGGUCUCAGCACCAACAUCGACUUCCUGCUGAGCCUCUCGAGCCACCCGCAGUUCGAAGCUGGAAAYGUGAGCACCAGUUUCAUCCCGCAGCACUACGCCGACCUCUUCCCCGCUCCGCGAGCGCCGUGUGGGGCCACCAUCUGCCAGGCCGCCCUGGGCCUGGUGCUGCAGGAGAGGAAACACACGCAGGAGUUCACGCAGACCUCCACAGAUCCUUUCACUCCGUUUGGUUCCUGCAGUGGGUGGAGGAAUAACAUCAGGUUUAACAGAAAUAUGACGUUACAGCUGGGAGACAAGAAAGUCGACAUCGUCGUCACAUAUGACUCAGAUGGAACCUACAGGAUGCAGGUUGGUGAGCAGGUGUACCACGUCACGGGGCAGGUGGAGGUGGAAGGCGGAGCCACCUUCUUACACUGUUCAGUAAACGGAGUGAAGUCUCGUCCCAAACUGGUGAUCCUGGACGACACGGUGCACCUGUUCUCCUUGGAGGGGAGCCACCAGGUGUCCGUCCCAGUGCCAAAGUAUCUGGCCGGUGUGAGCGGGUCAGGAGCUCAGGGGGGAGCCGUGGCCCCCAUGACUGGGACCAUUGAGAAG